Molecule: messenger RNA, 913 nt
Organism: Colossoma macropomum (tambaqui)
Lineage: Eukaryota; Metazoa; Chordata; Actinopteri; Characiformes; Serrasalmidae
Product: myelin-associated glycoprotein-like
Exons: 6
Coding region: 11-913 (300 amino acids)
Source: RefSeq, a predicted model, not a curated record
UUAUUGUACCAUGUUCUUUAAAGGGUCAAUGUUCUUCCGUGACUGGACAUUCUCCAUGCCCAAUGCGAUCAGAGGGGUCCGGGGCUCAUGCGUGGUCAUUCCCUGCAAUUUUGACUUCAAAACCACACCGCCUCCCAAUGUCAAUGUGAAAUGGUACAAAUUCUCUGAUACACAGUAUCCUUUAGUGUACGAUCAAUCAGCACAGAAUGUUAUCACCAAGUUCAGAGGGAAGACGAGCUUGUAUGGAUCUCCAAAUGAGGGAAACUGUAGUUUGAAGAUCCAGCCUCUUGAAAUGCAGCAUAACCAGGAGAGACUGUAUCCAUGGAUGGACCCAAAGCCUAUUGAAACGUACCACAGAGAAAAUUACCUUGAUGUAACCAUUGCCCUUGAAGUAACAGAAACUCCUGACAAACCUGUGAUUUCGGAUCUUCCUGAAGAGCUGGAGCCAGACAAGCAAAUCACAAUUAACUGUUCUGUCACCCACACGUGCCCCUCACAACCCCCAACUAUAACCUGGAGUAUUCCAACUGCCAAGAAAGUGGUGAGCCACACGGAGACAAGUGCAGGCCAGUGGAAAACAAUCUCAACAGUUACUUACGUACCAACUGGCUAUGAAGAGGAAGAAGACCUCAUUUGCACAGCUUCAUUCUGGAGAGGAAAGAAACAAGAGAGUUCAGUCGAGCUUCCUGUGAAAAGUUAUGAGGGGCUGAGAAUGGAGACCAUAGGACCUUACAUCCUCGCACCUUUGUUUCUGGUUUUACUUCUUGGCGUAGCUAUAGCUGGAGCUAUCAUUUAUAGGCGGCGCAGCAUCUGGAGCCACUUUUCCAGACUCCCAGAUCAGAUGGUGCGGUACAAUGAAAUGUCUACAUCUACAGAAUUAAUAAAACCCAAUUUUUCAACACCAGAGAGGUAA